GGAUUUAAGCCUCUCAAAAUGAACCCUAAUUCACACCACGGUUUCGCGUCCGCCACUCUUUCCCUGUAUAAAUAGUAUUCUCUCUCCGCCCUUAUCAUCUUGUUUGGAAGUUCGUAACGGCUGGUCGAUUGCAGAUUUCUCAUUUCCUCUCUUAUCUCUUUCUCUCCGUCCGGAAAACUUUCGCCGAUUUCAUCCUGCAGAUUUGAUCUCGAUUGAUCUAUCAAUCAAUCAAUUGUUUUUUAGAUUUCUUGGAAAUUUUGUUCCCAUUUGACGAACUCUCAACCCUUGAUCUAGGGAUUUGAAAUUGGAUUUGCUAAUUUAACCGUACGAUUGAACUUAAAUUUCCAUUUUUUGGUGGAAAUUGCGAUACAUUAAGGUGUUAGGGUUUCGAAUCUUUAAUAAUCGGAGAAGAAAUGGCGGAUUCUAAGAGACAAGAAUCGAUGAACAGCAGCAAAAGUGACGACGAUUUCCGACGAUUUAACGGCGAAGAAAUUGUUGAUGCAGAAGAUGCUAGUUCGAUUGUCGAAUCGCCGGACGGAAAUUUAACGGUGAAUGACGAGAGUAAUGGAUCAGCGAGUUUGGCCGAUCGACUGGGGGAGAUAUUAGUAGAGGAAGGUAAUGGAGACCUGUUGCUUCAACAGAGUGAUAGGGAGAGCAAUUUUCUGCAGUGGCUUCAAGCUCUAGAUGUGCAACACAUGGGAGCUUGCCGUGCUGAUGAGAGGCUGAAGCCUUUGUUGAAGGCGAAUGCUUCUUCUGGUGCUGCUGAGGAUCGCCUUCUCUCUCAUCUCAGCCAGCAUUUUGAAACAUCUGAAGUUGGGCUGCUUGCGAGGUGUUUGUGUGUCCCGCUUGUUUCGAUGCGAGUGGGGAAGGUGGUCAAGCAAGGAUCAUUGUUGUGCCCGACUUCUGUGAGGGGAAAUUUGAACCUUACUCUUCUUCCAUCAUCUGAUUUGCGCAUCUCAUUUGCGGGGGAUAAUGGACAAACUGAAAGACUGGCAACAUUAAGUGAUACUUCUGAGGGUUCUGAUGUGAUAGUUAAGGAAAUACCCGCAGAUCAGUCUGGUCGAUCAUUUGUAAUGAAGCUUCUUGAUGGAGAGCCUUUUUACUUUUGGUGCUCUGAGAAGUCAAAACUACUUGGUAGUGACUUGCUUUUGAAGAUGAAGGAUUUGCUAAAGAGUAAACCAACAUUACCUGAAUUAACAGGUAUCAGUGAAUCACGCCUUGAGUGCUUUGCAACUCAUAUACGCUCCUAUUUUGCUGGCCCAAACACUUUUCACGAUUCUUCCACGGCUUCGUCUGCUCUGUGGGCUGACAGAAGAGAAGAUAAUCAUGAAGUAGGACAGAAUUCUCAGUCUUCAUCAACUGCUGUGAGGCCUCUCCGUACCAGACAGUGUAGUGGUCAAACAAUGAAAGUGCAAGGAAGCCUGAGUCCACGGUCCAGUUCAUUCAAAGAAGGGCAGCCAAAGAUUCUGACAACCUUGAGGAGUACCUCAAGAGAGAAAUUAAGGCGACGUGGAGACCUCCAUCUUCCUGUUGUUGGCAGUUCAUUCAUGAAUGAAGCAGUUCUAAACCUAUCUGACCAGGGAAAGCCUUCAGAAGCUGUAGCGACCAGCACAGUUUCUCCAUUGAGCUUUCUGGAAUCACUUGGGAAUUGCAGUCUUCCUGAGUCUCCAAGCUCAACAACUCGUAUCCCUCCAAUUGGCACUCUUUUGUCCCCCUACUACUGCUGGUGUCCCCCCUGCACUUCUCCAUCUGCGGCCUCAAUUGCAAAACUCCCGACCUCAUUUGCCGAACCAUUCUCACUACCACCACUCUCCACCCUUUUACAACCCACAGUAACCCACAGCAUGCUCCCACAAAUUCCGCCACUUGACUUGGCAAAUGUGCCUUCUCUUGAAUUCCCUACCUUCUUGUCUGAUCCUUUGUCACGGCUUUCCUUUACCACACAAAGCACACAGUUCCCAACCUUUACACCUCUAAUGUGUGACCCAAUUGUGCACAUUCCUGUUUUAGAUGUUUGCUCUUCCGGGCAAGGGUACUUGGUGAGUGCAGGGCCUGGUAUUGCAACCAGCAUUCCACCAUUAUAUCCAAAAAUGAUGGGUCCACUGAUUUCUGAGAGUGAAUCAAUGGUGGACAAAGGUGCAAGGGAGACCUUGAGGCUGUUGCUUGGAGGGUCAAGCAGCCAACCCUCUGCCUCUUUGAUGGGGGUUUUGAAUGAUAAGGACAACCAAGGUUAUAUAGUUACUGGAAGCAGAGGUCUCUACAGUGGGAUCAGCGAUGUUAAUGCCAUUGUUAACAGCUUUGCAGCGGUGGGAUUAACGUCAGUUUCUGAAAGGUCGGCAAGAGCUGUCAGCUUAAAGAAUUGUAGUAAUACCAAUGUUACAGGUGCUCUUGAGCAUACUUUUAGCAGUAUAGAUCUCCAGGAUUCUGCAUUCAUGUCUAGCGAGGAGGAAAAGGAUUGAUUUGACACAAGGGUGGUCCGUUUUGCUUGUUUCUCUUGUAUUCCUGUUUUUUGGGCCUAGAAUGGUCAAAAUGUGUAGAUAUAACUAGCUUCUAGGUUUUGGCUCUCUGAAAUGUAAUUAUGCCCCUUGUUCAACCUAUUUUGUUGGCAAACAUUGAUGUGAAUGAAUGUAAAUGAUUUCCUACGUCA
This is a messenger RNA of Spinacia oleracea (spinach), 2647 nucleotides long. RefSeq lists its product as uncharacterized. Bases 414 to 2459 code for a protein of 681 amino acids. The record is from RefSeq and is a predicted model, not a curated record. The transcript has 4 exons. Lineage: Eukaryota; Viridiplantae; Streptophyta; Magnoliopsida; Caryophyllales; Amaranthaceae.